Molecule: messenger RNA, 2139 nt
Organism: Sinocyclocheilus rhinocerous
Lineage: Eukaryota; Metazoa; Chordata; Actinopteri; Cypriniformes; Cyprinidae
Product: protein kinase C gamma type-like
Exons: 14
Coding region: 379-2055 (558 amino acids)
Biological process (GO): protein phosphorylation
Molecular function (GO): zinc ion binding; ATP binding; diacylglycerol-dependent serine/threonine kinase activity
Source: RefSeq, a predicted model, not a curated record
UGUGUGUUUGAAGUAGGACAGAAGGUACACUAAUCGCUAUGCGUUUUAAAGUCCCAGUGGAAGUUUCUCUUAGAGUGUGUAUUAACCUCUAUUUCACUCUCUGUUUCUCACCCUCCCUUUCCUCCUCUUGGGAAUCUCUUCCUUUUAUUUCCUCAACAUCACAAACUGAACUGCCGUCACAUCCUAUUGAAUUCCUUCCUUUACGUUCCACGUAACCUCUUACGCUUGAUCUGUGUUUUACCAGACAUUUUUCUUCUUGUUUAUUCUCCCCCUUUUAUAAAUCCUCUUGUUGGUCUUUAACCCCUCGCGUGCAUAAACCGUGCAUCCUUCUCCCAGUCUUCUUCUCUGUGUCUUGCUCUGUCCUACUCAACUGGUAGCAUGUCUACCCCAGUCUCUCCAUCUCCAUCUCUGUCUCCCCUGGCCCUGUCCUCCCCAUCUCCCUCCUCCUCCCCGCUCCCCUCUCCUCUUUCUCCUCCCCCCAGGCUGCCAGUCUUCCAGAGGAAGGGAGCUCUCAAGCACAAGAGGGUCAUUGAAGUGAAGGACCACCAGUUCACAGCCCGAUUCUUCAAGCAGCCUACUUUCUGCAGCCACUGCACUGACUUCAUCUGGGGAAUUGGAAAGCAAGGAUUCCAGUGUCAAGUGUGCAGUUUUGUGGUGCACAGACGCUGCCAUGAGUUUGUCACUUUUACUUGUCCCGGAGCCAUCACUGCUCCCAAAGCAGAGGAUCUCAAGAGCAAACACAAGUUUAAAGUACAUACAUACUCCAGUCCCACCUUCUGUGAUCACUGUGGGUCUCUGCUCUACGGCCUCAUACAUCAGGGCAUGAAAUGUGCCAUCUGGCUACAUUCCCAAGUCUUCCUUAGUGAGCGCCUUAAUUGUGUCACUUUCAUAACACAUCCACAGGAGGGCAGUGUACCAGAUGCUGCUCUCACGCCCUCUGUUCCUCUUGCUCCUGUUACUGUGACGACGCCUGUUCCUACUGUGACCCCUCCUGCUCUGAGUCCAACUCCCACUGCACUGCACACGGGCAAAGGCCGAGUCAGGCUGCAUGAUUUCAACUUCCUCAUGGUUCUGGGCAAAGGGAGUUUUGGCAAGGUCCUGUUGGCAGAGGAGAGGGGCAGCGAGCGCUUGUUUGCGGUGAAGGUGUUGAAGAAAGAUGUGCUGUUUCAGGAUGAGGACACAGAGAGCGCCAUGGUGGAGAGAAGAGUGCUGGGCCUCGUGGGGCGACCUCACUUCCUGACCUCCCUCUACUGCGCCUUUCAAACCGAGGAUCGUCUGUAUUACGUCAUGGAGUACGUGAACGGUGGUGAUCUUAUGUUUCACAUCCAAAUCGUUGGCAAGUUUAAAGAACCGCAUGCAGCGUUCUAUGCUGCUGAGAUAGCAGUGGGUCUGUUCUUCCUGCACAACAAAGGCAUCAUAUACAGAGAUCUAAAGCUGGACAAUGUCCUGCUGGACAGUGAAGGACACAUAAAGAUAGCAGACUUUGGGAUGUGUAGAGAAGGCAUUAUGGAAGGGGACACCACUCUGACCUUCUGUGGCACACCUGAUUACAUUGCACCUGAGAUUGUGGUGUAUCAGCCAUAUGGUAAAGCAGUGGACUGGUGGUCAUAUGGAGUCCUCCUCUAUGAGAUGCUGGCUGGGCAGCCUCCUUUUGAUGGCAUAGAUGAGGAGGAGCUGUUUCAGUCCAUCAUGGAACAGAGCGUUUCAUAUCCUAAGAGUCUCUCUCGGGAGGCUGUGGCCAUCUGCAAAGGGCUCCUCACCAAGAACCCUGCUAAGCGUUUGGGUGGAGGAGAGGAUGCAGAGAGAGAGCUGCGGGAGCAUCCUUUUUUCCGCUGGAUAGACUGGGACCGGCUGGAGGGACUGGAGAUACAGCCUCCCUUCAAACCCAGAAGUGGAGGCAGAAAAGGAGAGAACUUUGAUAAUUUUUUCACAUCCGCCCCCUCUGCCCUCACGCCUUCUGACCCGGAUGUUCUUGCCGCCAUAAGUCAAGAGGAAUUCCAAGGCUUCACCUACAAUAACCCCGAAUUUCCCCCCUCACCCCUCAUAGCUGUCUGAGAAAACCUUGAUCAAUCCACACCAACCAUCUUUUGACUUUUUCUGCUUCUGUUCAUGAUUUAAACUACAGUGACCAAAAAAAAA